Heteronotia binoei (common prickly gecko) is the source of this 1851-nucleotide messenger RNA. It is a transcript of the gene SPATA18, whose product is annotated as spermatogenesis associated 18. The record is from RefSeq and is a predicted model, not a curated record. The transcript has 13 exons. Bases 1 to 1851 code for a protein of 616 amino acids. Gene Ontology annotation, cellular component: mitochondrial outer membrane. NCBI's taxonomy places the organism in Eukaryota, Metazoa, Chordata, Lepidosauria, Squamata, Gekkonidae. Gene Ontology annotation, biological process: mitophagy by internal vacuole formation; mitochondrial protein catabolic process.
AUGGCCGCUCGCCUGAGAAGGCUGGUCGACAGCGAGUCCUGCCGGAGUUUGCAGGAGAAAUUGGAGAAGUGGCAGAAAGACUAUGACGUGAGGCUCCUUGUCCGUGCUGUGAUUUACAUUCGCCAGGGGGCGCGGCGGGAGCCGCCGCCCGCCUCCUCUCCGGGGAUCUUGGCCACGUGCAAGUCUCUUACCUGGCAGGCGAGCGGCGACCAAGCAGCAAAAGAAGAAAGCCCACUCGGAGCAAGAAGCCCCAAGAAACCCAAGCCCGGCUGGCCGAGCGCGCAGCUUGCAGCCGCCGCCGCUCCUUUGGUCUUGGACGGGGAGGGCUGGAGGCGAGUCGCCCCGGCCCCGCUGGGAAAGCUGCCCUUCCUCUCGGGAAGACCCCGGCAGCAGCGACUCUCUUCUUGGGCCUUUGCUCACCCGCCGGCUCGUCGUGGGGUGAUGAAUUCCUGUGAUCAGAACCUUAACCGAUGCUGUGAAAUCAUGGAACUGAGCGCCAUGAUUCAGGGGCAGUUGUUUACCAUCCUCAACCAAACAGCUCGAGAAGGUGGGCAUUUUGCAGGAGUGGAAACAAUUAAGUCUCGUCUCCUGCCAUGGUUGGGGACAUGUUUUUCGAGUCCUGCUUCUAGAUGGCCCUUUGAAAGAAGUUUCUCUCCCUCCCAGGAAUCUUAUGAGAAAGAAAGGCAACUUAGGGAAUUGGCCAACUCUCGAAACCAUGAAAUCCAGCAGCUGGAGAGAGAACUGGACUCCACUCGUUUACAGCUCAGCCUUGUCCAGCAAGAUCUUGCAGAAGCCCAGUUGGCUCUUGACAACACAAAGACCAAAUCAGCCACCACGCUUUUGGCAGCAGAGGAUGAAAUUGUUCAGCUAAAAGCAGAUCUGAAGGCAUCUCAGGCCAAAGAAGAAUGUACUCUGAGGAAUCUGGAGCAGCUGAACGACUAUGAGCGGCAGGUUCAGAUGCUGAAGGAUGAGAUUGCCAUCCUUGGGGCUCAAAAAUCUGUUCUACAAAGCAGACUUGCACGAAGUCGAUCUCCCUCUCCAAGAUCAGUCCGAAGCAGAUCGCCUAGUCCACUUCCAGUGAAGAGCAUUUCCCCUGCCAGAACUCGACUUUCAGAUGCUUUCCGUCAUGCCCAGCUUGUGGAACGGUUCAGAGACAUUUAUGCUCAGGAACGUCUGUCUGCUCAAACCCUCCUAAAGAGCUAUAUUGACGAUCUGGAGAUGGUGCAGAGAAUAAUCUAUGUGGCAGCUGUGGAGUCCUUCCGCGUAGCAAAGAAAGCCUUCCGACAGUUCAAAACGUGUGUGAGAAAGACUCUAUCUGGAAGUUACUCAGAGCCUGAUUCACUCGAAGAUACAGUAAUGGAUUAUAUAAUUCGCCAGGAAGAUCUUUAUGAUGUUCAGUCCAGUGUCAGGGAAGUAAUCCGUGCAGUGAACCUCCAUCCUCAGAUUUCCUGCCCACCGGAGGUUGAUCUUAUCAUGAUCAGCAGUUUAGUCCGAGAACUGUGUCGUGUGGCCUUUUCAAUGCAGACGUUGGAUCCUCCCCUUGAUAUUUUAUUUGCUGUAGACGGAGAACUUUUCAACGAGCACAAGUACCGUCGCAGCUAUGACUCGGAUUUCACAGCUCCACUUGUGGCUUAUCACAUCUGGCCUGCUCUUAUGGAAGAUCAUUCUGUCAUGGUAAAGGGAGAGGUGGUCACACGAAGGGGUGCUCUGUGGUCUCACAGGAGCAGGAGCAGAAGCAGAGGCCGGAGCCAGACCCGCAACCGCAGUUCGAGCCCUCUGUGUCACUCCCGGCUCUCGCCAUCUCGAAGCCGCAGCCCAUCCCCGUUAAGGAGUGGAAGCCCAAGUAAGUAG